Molecule: messenger RNA, 219 nt
Organism: Gryllus bimaculatus (two-spotted cricket)
Lineage: Eukaryota; Metazoa; Arthropoda; Insecta; Orthoptera; Gryllidae
Source: the annotation of a GenBank genome assembly
AUGUAUUAUUUAUUUUCUAUUAUUAUUAUUAUUAUUAUUUGUUUUGCAAGUUCUCAUGUGUGUGAGGAUCUUUCUCCUGCUGAAUGGCGAGAUCCGGAGCUGACCUACCGUCGGGUAGUGGGGUUCUCCCGACCCAGGUAUCUCCCAUCACUCCCAACCAGUCUACCGGUGCGUGGUAGUAGAGUGCAUGUUAGUGUAAGUGUGUGUAAGAGAGGAUAG